CCAGAGUCCAUUUCGAACGAAAGGUCUUCAAUCUUGAACCACGGCAUCCUAUCUGAUGUUGCUGUAAAGCGUGCGAGCGCCGUGCACCACGGGGAGGGCCAUCUCGGCCGAGGCUAGGAAGAUCGGAGCUCUGGACUGCCUGACAAGACAUCGGAUUGGCUAUGACAGUGCGACUUUGAGAAGUGCUGCGAGGGAUGGGACGAUCGUAUCCCAUCGCAUACGACUCGGACCGGGUACGAGGGGUCUAUUUGAGUCUACUCUCUCCGUUUCAAAACUGUGCGUCUCGUUGGAUUUCAACGACCUCACAUCUGCUUACUGAUUUUCUACAACGACCAUGCGGACCUCCUGGGACCGACGCCGUCUUCUUAGUGCUGAUGACAUCCGUUCAUCUCCAGGAAGCGCCGAUGGACUGCCAUGCCC
This is a messenger RNA of Mycena citricolor, 420 nucleotides long. The record is from the annotation of a GenBank genome assembly. NCBI's taxonomy places the organism in Eukaryota, Fungi, Basidiomycota, Agaricomycetes, Agaricales, Mycenaceae.